Molecule: messenger RNA, 465 nt
Organism: Ustilago hordei
Lineage: Eukaryota; Fungi; Basidiomycota; Ustilaginomycetes; Ustilaginales; Ustilaginaceae
Exons: 2
Coding region: 1-465 (154 amino acids)
Biological process (GO): L-valine catabolic process; thymine catabolic process
Cellular component (GO): mitochondrion
Molecular function (GO): malonate-semialdehyde dehydrogenase (acetylating, [NAD(P)+]) activity; methylmalonate-semialdehyde dehydrogenase (acylating, NAD+) activity
Source: RefSeq, a predicted model, not a curated record
AUGGACAAGCCCUGCAAGCCCUGUUUCCAAACGAUCAUCGGAGGAGCCAUCAAGACCUUUGUCGAUGCCAAGGCCAUUGAAGUUGCUUGCAGUACCACCAGCACUCCCAUGGAAGAGUGUAUCAAGGUCUCGGAGAACAUGGACACCUAUUCUUGUCGUGAGUGUCUUGGCAUCACUGCUGCCAUUGUUCCCUUCAACUUCUCCACCAUGAUCCUGCUCUGGUCUUUCCCCAUGGCUACCAUCACCAGGACCACCCUCAUCCUCAAGCCUUCUAAGCGAGUCCCCGGCAUCUCUAUGAUCAUCGCAGAGCGCUGCGAAUCUGCAGGAACGCCCCAGAGGGGGGUAAUGUCAUGGGCCUGGAUGCGCAGGAAGCAAGAAGACCUGUCAAGUCAUAUGAAGGGAGUGUGGGAAUCGAGGGAUCAGGCAAAUUGUGGGACUUGUGGUGGAGUUCACCAAGAUCUGUAG